AUGGCAGGAUAUUCAUGUUCAGAAUCACGAUCCGGAGGUGGAACACAAACUUCAGGAGGAUCUGCUGCACCAACUGUUGUUUCUCCAACCAACAAGUUGUUGACUGGAUAUCCAGGAUUAUUUGGAAUAUCUCCUGUAAACUAUAGUUCAAAUGAUAUGGGAGGAAUUGGAGGAAAUGGAUAUUAUAGUGGUGCAUCUGUGAAUUAUACAGGUUCUGGUGGUGGAGGAAGUUCUUUCAUCUCAGGAUAUGAAGGAUGUAUUGCUCUAAAUAGUUCAUUAGAUGAAACACCAAGUCCAACAAAUUCUCCAAUCCACUAUUCAGGCAUUUUCUUCACAAAUCCAAUCAUGAUCGAAGGCAACAAGAACAUGCCUCUUUAUUAUAGUCCUUCAUCACGUGGCAUUGGCAACAAGAGUCGUGGCGCAAUAAGAAUAUCUGUACUUUUAUUAAAAAUAUGUUCAUACAAGAAUCUGUGUUUGAAUUAUCGAUUUUUCCACAUUUUAACUCUUGGAUUUAUUGCAACAUAA
Trichomonas vaginalis G3 is the source of this 525-nucleotide messenger RNA. RefSeq names its product glycine-rich protein family. Bases 1 to 525 code for a protein of 174 amino acids. Lineage: Eukaryota; Parabasalia; Trichomonadida; Trichomonadidae. The record is from RefSeq and is a predicted model, not a curated record. The transcript has a single exon.